GCGCGAAUCCGGUCCCCGCGGCGGGAUCCGGCAGGUCUGACGAGCCCUGCCUGGGCCCAAGCACGCGGAGGAUGGAAACACGUGCCCGGCAAUGCCUCUGGGCCGCCUCCUUCGUCGGGCCUCCCCCAAAACCUCAGACCUCCUGACCCUCACUGGUGGUGGGGGGUCCCUCUCGGUCCUGGAUGGGGAGAUCAUCUACUCCAAGAACAACGUCUGCGUGCACCCGCCCGAGGGCCUGCAGGGGCUGGGGGAGCACCACCCAGGCUACCUGGGCUUGUACCUGGAGAAGGAUGAACUCCUGGGGACCACGCUCAUCCUCGCGUGGGUCCCCAACUCCCGCAUCCAGAGGCAGGAUGAGGAGGCCCUGCGUUACAUCACUCCCGAGAGCUCCCCCGUGCACCAGGCACCCCGCCCUCGGCGCCGGCACACCCCAAGCUUGGGGGCUCCCCACCAGGCCUCCCCCAUGGAGCCAAGGCCCACCCUGACCCCCAAAGAUGAGGAUAUCCUGGUGGUGGCCCAGAGUACCCAGGACACUGGGCACAUCAGCCCAUCGCCCGAGGAUGGGGAGAAGCUGGCCCAGGGCCCAGGGGUGGACAGUCCCCUCCCCGCCUCAAAGCCAGCCCACAGCGACUCCGGAAUCUUAUCUACGGUCGGUUCUCAGGAUGGGACUGAGGAUGGCCGGGAGCCACGGCCCGAGACUGGGGAGGAAGAGGGCUCCUUGGAGCUGUUGGCCGAUGGCGUGAGCAGGGGCAGCUCCUUCGACUCAGACUCGGACGCCUUCUCUUCGCCCUUCUGCCUCUCGCCCAUCAGUGCUCUUGGAGAGGGCAGCAGCUCAGCGUUCCUGGAGAGCGAGGGCAGUUCCCCCUCCAGCUCGGAUGCUACCCUGCGCUUCCCGGACAGCAGCUGCCUCCUGCAGAGCCAGCGCUGGGACAAGCCUCAGCGGGGCUGCACCUUGGAGCAGAUCUGCGGCGUGUUCCACGUGGACCUGGGCCACAUGCGCUCCCUGCGCCUCUUCUUCAGCGACGAGGCCUGCACCAGUGGUCAGCUGGUGGUCGCCAGCAGAGAGAGCCAGUACAAGGUUUUUCACUUCCACCAUGGUGGCCUGGACAAGCUGUCGGAGGUGCUCCAGCAGUGGAAAUUCUGCACGGAGACGCACCUCAGAGACCAGGUUGCGGACGAAAGGACCUGCAUGCAGUUCUCUAUCCGCCGGCCCAAGCUGCCGUCCUCCGAGACCCACCCGGAGGAGAGCCUGUACCAGAGGCUGGACGUCUCCGCCUGGCUCAAGCAUCUGAACGAGCUGGGCCAGGUGGAGGAGGAGUACAAGCUGCGCAAGGCCAUUUUCUUUGGUGGCGUUGAUGUGUCAAUCCGGGGGGAGGUCUGGCCCUUCCUGCUACGCUAUUACAGCCACGAGUCCACGUCGGAGGAGCGGGAGGCGCUGAGGGUGCAGAAGCGAAAGGAAUACGCAGACAUCCAGCAGAAAAGGCUCUCCAUGACGCCCGAGGAGCACCGAACAUUCUGGCGCGAUGUCCAGUUCACUGUGGAUAAAGACGUGGUUCGGACGGAUCGAAGCAACCAGUUCUUCCGAGGGGAGGACAACCCAAACGUGGAGAGCAUGAGGAGGAUCCUGCUGAACUAUGCUGUGUACAACCCAGCUAUCGGCUACUCCCAAGGGAUGUCAGACCUGGUGGCGCCCAUCCUGGCUGAGGUCCUGGAUGAAUCGGACACCUUCUGGUGCUUUGUUGGUUUGAUGCAGAACACCAUCUUCGUCAGCUCUCCUCGGGAUGAGGAUAUGGAGAGACAGCUGCUGUACCUGCGGGAGCUGCUGCGGCUGACGCACCAGCGCUUCUACCAGCACCUGGUCUCGCUGGGCGAGGAUGGCCUGCAGAUGCUUUUCUGCCACCGCUGGCUCUUGCUGUGCUUCAAGCGGGAGUUCCCCGAGGCUGAGGCCCUGCGGAUCUGGGAGGCCUGCUGGGCCCACUACCAGACGGACUACUUCCACUUGUUCAUCUGCGUGGCCAUCGUGGCCAUCUACGGGGAUGACGUCAUUGAGCAGCAGCUGGCCACUGACCAGAUGCUCCUACACUUUGCAAACCUGGCCAUGCACAUGAACGGAGAGCUGGUACUUAGGAAGGCCAGGAGUUUGCUGUACCAGUUCCGCCUCCUGCCGCGCAUCCCCUGCAGCCUGCACGACCUGUGUAAGCUGUGCGGGACAGGAAUGUGGGACAGUGGUUGCAUGCCUUCCGUGGAGUGUGCCGGCCACCACCCGGGCUCCGAGAGCUGCCCCUAUGGGGGCACAGUGGAGAUGCCUUCCCCCAGAACCCCAAGAGAAGGCAAGAAGGCCCCAAAGACGCCCCGGGAAGGCUUCGGUUUCCGCAGAUAGGUAGGGCUGACUGCUCUGGACAAGGGGUGAGGGGACCUCAUGGAGAUCCUGGCAUGGAUGUUGGGGGGUGGGGUGGGCAUGGGUGUGGAGG
Molecule: messenger RNA, 2471 nt
Organism: Castor canadensis (American beaver)
Lineage: Eukaryota; Metazoa; Chordata; Mammalia; Rodentia; Castoridae
Gene: Tbc1d16
Product: TBC1 domain family member 16
Biological process (GO): activation of GTPase activity
Cellular component (GO): early endosome
Molecular function (GO): GTPase activator activity
Source: RefSeq, a predicted model, not a curated record